UCUAAAAAAAGCCUUUGGUUUUCUUGUAGCAUCCACCGAAACAUACGAAAAAUGGCAAUUACCAAGCAGUUGAAUGCAUGACAAAGAUAGACACCGCCAUUUGCUCCACACCACACAACAUUCUCUUCUCCGGCGAACAAAACCGUUUACCGGCCGAUCCUUCCUUGCCAUUUUCCAGGAAUCGCGCAUAAGUAUAUGCAGGAAAUCAAUCCCCGGAGUCAGUAACAAGAAAUCAAGCUGAUCUAUCGAUCGAUCUGAGGAGCAGAGGAGUAAGUAAUGCAAGAAGACAGGGCGGGCACGAGCAGCAGCAUGGACUCGUCGGAGCUGAGGAAGGUGUUCCAGAUGUUCGACAAGAACGGCGACGGGCAGAUCACCAAGAAGGAGCUGGGCGAGUCGCUGAGGAACCUGGGCAUCUACAUCCCCGAGGACGAGCUGGACGGCAUCAUGGGCAAGAUCGACGCCAACGGCGACGGGUGCGUGGACGUGGAGGAGUUCGGCAUGUUGUACCGCUCCAUCGUCGGCGAGGGCCAGGGCGGCGACGGCGAGAAGCGCGACGAGGAGGAGGACAUGCGGGAGGCGUUCAACGUGUUCGACCAGAACGGCGACGGCUACAUCACCGUGGAGGAGCUGCGCUCCGUGCUGGCCAGCCUCGGCCUGAAGCAGGGCCGGACGGCCGAGGACUGCCGCAAGAUGAUCAGCAAGGUGGACGCCGACGGCGACGGCCGCGUCGACUUCACGGAGUUCAAGCAGAUGAUGCGCGGCGGAGGGUUCGCCGCGCUAGGUAGAUGAUGAUGAUGAUCGGAGGCAUGGCGAGGGGGAUGCCUUGCUUGACUCACACUCACAGCGUGUGUAGAUAUUUUUAGUUAUUCAUUCUUCCUUGGGCAUGGUAAUGUGGCAACCUGAUAUUAUUUCGCUAAUUCAUUUAUUGGUUUU
Molecule: messenger RNA, 933 nt
Organism: Panicum virgatum (switchgrass)
Lineage: Eukaryota; Viridiplantae; Streptophyta; Magnoliopsida; Poales; Poaceae
Product: probable calcium-binding protein CML28
Exons: 1
Coding region: 277-789 (170 amino acids)
Molecular function (GO): calcium ion binding
Source: RefSeq, a predicted model, not a curated record